CGGCGGCGCUGAGGGGCGGCAGCGCUGAGGGGCGGCCCGGCCCGGUGCGGACAUGCCGCUGGCCAAGGACCUGGUGCAUCCCUCCUUGGAGGAUGAGAAGAGGAAGCACAAAAAGAAACGUCUCGUGCAGAGCCCGAACUCCUACUUUAUGGAUGUAAAAUGUCCAGGAUGCUACAAGAUCACCACAGUGUUCAGCCAUGCUCAGACAGUAGUUCUGUGUGUAGGGUGCUCAACUGUGCUGUGUCAGCCAACUGGGGGCAAAGCCAGGCUCACAGAAGGCUGUUCAUUUAGAAGAAAGCAACACUGAGCAGUUCAGCAUGUGAUUUUUGGAUCUGUGUUCCUGAAAGCCUUACCAGUUUAAAAAUGCCUGUUACAACAACAAUGUGAUUAUGAUUGAUUUUGUACAAAUUACAUGCUCCUGCUGACUAAUCUGCUGGAAUCUCUUUUUCAAUAAAUGAUCUGAAGUGCAA
Melospiza georgiana is the source of this 470-nucleotide messenger RNA. It is a transcript of the gene RPS27L, whose product is annotated as ribosomal protein S27 like. Gene Ontology annotation, cellular component: ribosome; cytosolic small ribosomal subunit. The coding region runs from base 53 to 307 and encodes 84 amino acids. NCBI's taxonomy places the organism in Eukaryota, Metazoa, Chordata, Aves, Passeriformes, Passerellidae. Gene Ontology annotation, molecular function: RNA binding; structural constituent of ribosome. The record is from RefSeq and is a predicted model, not a curated record. The transcript is spliced from 4 exons. Gene Ontology annotation, biological process: ribosomal small subunit assembly; translation.